UCAAGUUCGUUGGCUCGUUAGUUGGGUUUGUUUGUUGUUAUGUUUUUACAAAGAUGAACAACUUAAAAUUCUUUGCACUUGUUUCUACAAGUGAAAAACCACUGGAAAUUCAGAAGGUCGUAGCAACUGCUGAGAGUGAUGCUGGAAAAUUUGAUGGUGGGCAGCAUGAUUUUGAAGGAAGCAUACCUCUUCCACUUCCUCAAUUUCUGCUCAUCUUUUCCGUGGGUGAUUGGCCGUCAGACUCUCACUGCAAAGAGAUGAAUGCUCAGAUCCAUCUGGGCAAAGAUUUGGAACCAUUCUACCUCGGCACACUUUCAAAAGAAAACAGAGCCCUCUGUUGGCAAGGUGUUUGGAGGGAUGAUCUAUACGUACGAGGCAUCCUAAUGUCAGACGAGGGACAACCUGGCCUUCUUUUGGUCACACCCAGUUUGGAGCAAAAAGACAGUGGUCAGGUCAGGUGCAGUUAUCAAGACCUAUCCUCAAAGACUUCCCCUGCAGACGUGACCUUCGACCCGAUGGAUGACUUUGAGACAUCUCAGACAGAAUCUCAGGUGAUGGAUUUGACUUUGGACGUUGAACCCCUGAGAAUAAGAGAUAACGUCAAUACAGGGAAAAGUGAUACCCCGAACACCAAGAGUAGACUCAGACAGCGGCAGACAGAAGUUACCCCAGAGGUUACGCCACAGCUCUCUCGGGCACCAGUCAUAUCCAAGUCCAGCAGGAAAAAACGCAAGACAGAUGAGGACCAGUCGACGCCCAGUCCUAGGGGUAGGGCUAAACGAUUGCAGCUGAAAAGGACGCCAGCGAGUGCUAAAAAAGAAAGCCCCGCCCCUUGUAGGACACCCAGUAAGGCAAACUGCGACCAAGUCCCCAGUGCCAGAUGGGGUCAUUCCAUGUGUUCAAUCAGCAACAAUCAAGCCUUGGUGAUAGGUGGUCAAGGAGAACAACAGGUGCUGAGUAAAGACAGCAUUUGGCUGUUGGACACCGAAAGUAAGACAUGGUGUGUUCCCGGCAUGACUAAGAUAGAAGCCAACAAGCCACAGAAUAGAAUGGGCCACACUGCAGUGUACGACCCAAUGGUCAAGUGUGUCUAUGUGUUUGGAGGAUCCAAGAAUCUCAGAUGGUUUAAUGAUGUCCACGUCUUGGACAUUGAAUCUUGGAGAUGGUCACAUGUUGAAGCCCAGGGACGAGCACCCACAAGGGCUUAUCACACCAGUACCAUCUACCGCAACGAGAUGUUUGUCUUUGGUGGUGUGUACCCUAACCCUGACCCUGAGCCUGACGGCUGCAGUGACCAACUACUUAUAUUCAACCCAGCCUCUGAGAGUUGGUAUGAGCCGUUGGUUACCGGAAAGAAACCCAAACCUCGAUCGGGGCAUUCAGCCACACUCCUCGAUGACCAGUUAGUUAUAUUCGGCGGAUGGGACGCCCCAGAAUGCUUUAAUGACGUACACUGCCUCGACCUCACUCUGUUUGAUUAUGAGAAUAUUCAAGUGAUUGGAUCUCCACCUUGUCCGCGUAGUUGGCAUGCCUCGGCUGCUAUGCCUGGCAAGCGGAUUUUCAUCCAUGGAGGUUUUGAUGGCGACAUGGCAAUGACUGAUUCUUUCAUUUUUUGUUUAGCCACCUGUAGCUGGACACAGGUCUACAUUCCUCUUCCCAUGACACCAUGUGCUGGCCACACCCUCAUCACUCUCAAUCAGAAGUUCAGAGACGAUGGCGGUAAGGACAAGGAGAACGAGACAAUAGAAGAUGACAGGAGACAAAGACUGAUGAUAUUCGGCGGCGGGAACAACGAGGGAGUCUUCUCCAACAAGCUGAAGACAUUCAAACUUGAGCUUGCCUAGUAAUGAUUACGUUGCCUGUUAAGAGUCCAUGUCAUAUCUUUGUAUUCUUGAUAGAUCAGGAUUUUUUUAACCGCGUGCGGUAAGUUACAUGUUUGCAAAUUCAUCACGAGUAGCAGGCCUGAUACUUCCAGG
This is a messenger RNA of Asterias rubens (European starfish), 1976 nucleotides long. RefSeq names its product kelch domain-containing protein 2-like. Gene Ontology annotation, molecular function: protein binding. The record is from RefSeq and is a predicted model, not a curated record. NCBI's taxonomy places the organism in Eukaryota, Metazoa, Echinodermata, Asteroidea, Forcipulatida, Asteriidae. Bases 54 to 1844 code for a protein of 596 amino acids. The transcript is spliced from 13 exons.